Molecule: messenger RNA, 4549 nt
Organism: Dendronephthya gigantea
Lineage: Eukaryota; Metazoa; Cnidaria; Anthozoa; Malacalcyonacea; Nephtheidae
Exons: 2
Coding region: 416-4549 (1377 amino acids)
Molecular function (GO): zinc ion binding; nucleic acid binding
Source: RefSeq, a predicted model, not a curated record
CAGCCCACCUUCGGACAAAACUUUACAUAUUAUUAAUUAUAUUUGUUACGUCAUAUUUAAUUUAUCUUGAUUAUACUUUGAUUCAACUUGAUUUGCUUGCAAUAGGAUAUGCGUUGAUUUGUAAUUUGAUUCGGGACAGUUAUAUAUAUUAGGAUAAGAACAAAGAGAUUUGAGUUUGAUAUUGAGCAUAUAGCUUGUGUAUGAAAUGAAAUGAAGUGCUGUUUCAAGCCGUAGAGACCCACUCUUCAGAAUAUAUAAAUAAAUAUUACGAAAAUCUCUACGGUGUUGAGCGUGGUUUUGCCCAUUGGAAACAAGUUCUGAAGAUUGGUUAACACGUUGAGAUGUUCAAAAAAGGACUGUAGUACAAUCUGGUGCCGAGAUAGCAGGCGAAUUAUCGUGUUUAUUGGGUGAAAUCAUGAGCGACGAAGAAGGCCAAAGUGGCGUAGGUGAAGUAUCACAAGAGACGACAGUAACACAUGGCGUUGGUGAGUUAAACCCGCAAAUGAGCAAGAUAAAGAAAAAGCGCGCACUUCAACGAGGUAAGAUGACUCGAACCAUUAAUAGAGUAAGAAAGCUUAUCGACCAGGGCCCGGAGAUGCGUAAACGAGUCGAGAAAGAAAUGAUAGAAAUCCGCAAGGACUUUGAGUUAGCGCGUGAGUGUCAUGCUGAGUUAUAUGAGUUUGCUGACGAGAGUCAAACCUCAGCCAUGGACAGUUGGGAAGAUAAUUUGAUCAAAGACUUUUACGAUAUGGAAGAAUAUGUUGAACACUACAUUCAGUCCGUUCCUGUGCCACAACACGCUAACACAACGUCUUCAACUAGUAAACAGAUUUCGGGACAGUCAGCUAGCAACAGCGAAAAUAUAGCAGCCGGAGGCAAUAGUGUAGAAUUACAUCAAAAUCUCCCUGAGGAACUCUCGACCGUACAGAUCGAAACCAGGGAAACGACUGAAAACAGCGAGUUGGUAAUCAACAGUAGCGUAGAUAAUACGGAAUUAGACAAUCCGCGGAAUUUAACUAGUGAUUUAACAACGCAAAACCGAGAGCAAGUCAGCGCCGGCGGCCUUUCGAAACUCGAUCUACAAGUUAACCUGUCAUCGCGGCAAUCCUUUGACAGUUGGAUAGAUGAUUUAAUUGAGUUUAAAGAAACAGUUCUGCCUACCGAAGUUUCAAAAAUGUCUAUAGCAGAAGCGUUAUAUAAACUAGAAGCUAGUAAAGAUAUUCCAAGUAUAAAGUUAAUGAAAUAUGACGGAGAUCCACUUAAGUACGUUGAAUUUAUCGACCGUUUCAAAUUGCUUAUACACGAUAAGCCACAUCUGUCUGACGACGUGAGAAUGGCGCAACUGAAAAUGCAUGUAACCGGAAAGGCUGAGCGUACUAUAAGCGGAUUAGGCUCACAGGGAACUAUGUACGCAACAGCGCUCAAAAUCAUUAAGGAACAGUUUGGCCAGCCAAGCGUUAUAGCAAGAGCGUAUAUUACAAAAUUGAUUGACGAGCAAAGGAUCAAAGGUAACGAUAGACAAGCGUUACAAGAACUGUCUUUCGACGUUGUAAAUUGCGUAGCGACUUUGAAACAAAUUAAUCAUUUAUCAGACGUCAAUGCUACCGACAAUCUCCGCAAGAUUAUAAUGAGAUUACCCGAUCACCUUGUUCAUAAGUGGAAAGACGUCGCGUCCGGCCUUAGAGAAAGGGGGGAAAGCCCGUCCCUCGAGCACAUCAGUAAAUUCCUCAGAAAGCGCGUAAAAGCCGAAUUCGAUCCAGAUUUUGGAGACAUUUAUAACUUUAGUUCUCGAAAGCCAGCCCGAGAAAGAAAUGGUGUUUACUUUAAUCAAGGGAACUCUAAGAAACCGUUGAAAUGUUACGUAUGUUCAGAAGAGCAUCGUGUUGUUGAAUGUCCGACCUUUUCUAAUUGCACAACGGAUCAAAGAAUUCAGCACGCUAAAAAUCAACGGUUGUGCUUUUCUUGUUUGAAUCGCGGUCAUCUGACUAGAGAAUGCAAGUCCAAAACAAAAUGUGGUAUAGACGGUUGUUCUCGUUUUCAUCACCAACGACUCCACCCGAACACCGAACCUCCUCCAGCACCACUCAGUUCAGCAACAUCAGCACUCGAUAGCGACAGUAUUAUGCCCGUUGUAAGAGUCCAAUUUAAAUCCGCAAACGGAAGAGUUCUAGAAGGGAAUGUGCUCGUUGAUAGCGGCGCCGGUACUACGGUAAUUCGCAAGGAUUUCGCGAAGUCACUGGGACUGCAAGGACAACGAGAACGAGUUGACAUAGCCGUUGUUGGCGGCAAACGUAUCACCCAGAAUGACAGUAGAAGAGUCAAGUUUUGGAUUUCGCCACUUAGCGGAAGAGAAUCUUACCCUAUUGAAGCCCACGAGUUAGACCAAACCGUCAUCAGUAUCCCUGCGCUCAACCGUAACUGGUUAAAGUCAUUCGAUCACCUUAGCGACAUAGAGUUUCCACAUCGUGCUGGUCGGGUAGACCUCAUCCUCGGGGUGCAGUAUAGCCAUCUCCACGCGGAGAACGAAGUUAGACAAGGUUCUCCUUUCCAGCCUAUCGCCAAACGAACGAGAUUGGGAUGGUAUGUCAUCGGCCCGGACUCCGCCACGCGAAACCCAAGCAUGAGCUACUUGAAUUUUGCUCGGAAGAUUGACCUAGAGAAGUUCUAUCAGUUUGAAACAGUCGGAGUGCGAGCGCCUGAGUGUAGCUGUCCAGAAGAAACCAUGACCAGAGAAGGAAAGAAAGCAGUGGAUUUGUUUGAAUCAUCGUGUAAAAGGCUCGGUGGAAGAUACGUGAUCGGCCUCCCUUGGAAGAGAGAUCCGGCCAACCUUCCAAACAACUACCCACUUGCAAAACGACGCCUCGAAUCCCUUGAAAGAAGCUUAGCAAGAAAUCCCAGUAAAGCCAAGAGUUACGCGAACGCCAUUCUUGAGUAUGAAAAGAAUGGAUGGGCACGGAGAUUGACGGAUCUAGAGAUCAAGAAUACGAAAGGCCCUGUGUAUUACCUGCCUCACCAUGGUGUGUAUCGCCCAGAGAAAAGGAGCACUCCUCUGCGGAUUGUGUUUGAUCCUGCAUCCCCCUACCAAGGAGUUUCACUGAACUCUUUGCUGUACAAAGGUCCAUGUCUAAUCGGGAAUUUGCUUGGUGUUCUACUCCGCUUCAGAGAAGAAGCAGUCGCGUUUGCUGGGGACAUUUCGAAGAUGUUCCUACAAGUCUUAUUACCGGAAAGUGAUUGUCAGGUCCACAGAUUCCUUUGGAGAGACAUGGAAACGUCUCGAGAACCGUCAACCUAUGUUCUCCUUCGAGUUACCUUUGGCGAUAAACCAUCGCCAGAUAUGGCGAGCUUUGUUAUGUUAAAGAUAGCUGAGGAACAUCGAGAGACUACUCCAGAAGCAUCAAAAAUCAUCGAGCGUGACAGAUACGUCGACGACCUGCUUCACUCGUGCCCGUCAAACACAGACGCUAUCCAGAGAAUCUCUGAUAUCGAGAAGAUUUUGAAUACUGGCAGUUUCCCAAUCAAAGAGUGGCAUUGUUCUUCGAAGGAAGUGCGAGAUCGUGUGUCUAAAGUUACCAAAGUGACGUCCCAGUUAAAUCCUGUUUCCCUUCCAACCACCGAAACUUCCAACCCUAAAGAAAGCGUCAAGGAAAAUAACCAAUUCAAUUUAGAUGGAGAGCAAGGAGUCAAAGCGCUAGGAGUUUCUUGGAAUCCAGUGACGGAUACCAUACAUUUCGAAGUGAAGGUGACACAAGCAGAGCCAUACACCAAGCGAGUGAUCCUGUCCAACAUCUCAAGAUUGUUCGACCCUUUAGGUCUUGCGUCGGUUGUGACUAUUAAAGCGAGAAUUGGUCUUCAAGAGAUUUGGAAGAUGAAAAAAUUCGAUUGGGACGAUCCACUGCCAAAGGAAAUGCAAUUGACCUGGAGAAAGUUGUUUGCGGAGAUCGAAGAAUUAAAGACCAUACAGUUUCCUCGAUGCCUACAACCACCAUCACCCAUUGGUUCACCAGAGUUGCAUGUAUUCGCUGACGCCAGCGUCCUCGCAUAUGGAGCAGCAGCGUAUCUAGUUUGGUCCUCGUCAUCUGGAAGGACAGAAGUACGCCUCAUCUCCGCCAAGGCCAGAGUUGCCCCAUUACGCCAAACGACUAUUCCACGACUGGAAUUGAUGGCGGCCUUGUUAGCGACAAGAUUAGCAAAAACCAUCUACGAUGAGUUCAAAAUCAAACCUAUAAGAGUGACGUUAUGGUCAGACUCCAUGAUAGUACUUGCAUGGCUACGUUCGGAAUCCACUUUACUCAAAUCGUUUGUUGGCGUACGUGUCGCAGAAAUCCAAAGCACCUGGGAGCCCGACGUUUGGCGGUAUGUUCCAACAGACCUUAAUCCAGCUGACGACCUUAGUCGUGGCAUUGCGGUCCAUGAGAUGAACGAGCGUUGGAUGAAUGGCCCGUUGUUCCUAAGAGAGUGUCCAGAACAUUGGCCAACCGAAGUCAAGGAAACAUUUCCAGAGUACCCGAAACGAAGGUCAACAAACCGUUAUUUACGUUGCAACCUGUGA